Molecule: messenger RNA, 872 nt
Organism: Pollicipes pollicipes
Lineage: Eukaryota; Metazoa; Arthropoda; Thecostraca; Pollicipedomorpha; Pollicipedidae
Exons: 4
Coding region: 279-872 (197 amino acids)
Source: RefSeq, a predicted model, not a curated record
UGUUCGCACGGUUGCGGGGCCGCAGGGUUGUUUAUUCGCCAGGCAGAAGAAUAAGUACAUCUGGCGCCCAUUUGCAACUUCCUCAGAAUUCAAAGAAGCUGUGUGGAGUACGCCCCUACCAGUUAUAACGGGGGCAGGGCAACAGAUCGUUAUGCUCGGAUUGGCAUUAAAUAUGCCUGGUACCUAGGCAGCAUUGCUUUUGAAAACAGCCCUACCCAAUGUGGUUGAGUACAAGACUGUAAAAUAAUUAAUUCCCAUGUUCAUGAUAAGCCACAGAUAUGGCUGCUGCUGAGGCCUGGACAUUCACAUCCAAUCUGCAAAAUGAUCACGUCUCACUUUUGCUUUUUAACUCAGAAGAUGAGACGUACCUGUUUAGAGAUGUGCAAGAGAGGGAGAGCAUGCAUGGGACAUUCUUGCCUGGAGGGCCUACUACUGUGGCACUGAAUACAUGGAGUAAAGUGGUUCAAAACAAGCUCAAUGAGCUCAUUGGUUCUUGUGAUAUUAGCCCUCAACUGCUCAAGAUCCAGAGAUUUUUCAUCCCGUGCUUGGCCCGAGCAAUCAGCCAUGUUGUCUUCUACAUCAAAGUUAAUAACAAGAUCAAAAACAAGACUAAGGUCAAGCCGCUGCUGCGCUGGAUGACGCCGGCUCAGGUGCGCGCGUGCGUGGCCGAGGCACGACUGAUGGCCAGCCCCGAGGUGCUCGAGUACCUGCAGCUGGCCGAGGCCCGCGAGCAGCCCACCAGCUCAGGUGCGCACCAGGUCACGCUGGACGAGAAGGGCGGCGGCUACAUCUACGUGCUGGCCGAGGAGCGCGCUGUCAAGCUGCCGCACGAACACCUGCUGGAGGCGGCCAAGUUCUUCAAGCAAGAUUGA